UUCAGUCAGUAGUGUGUGAGUGGUGUCGAAAAGAGGUUGUGUUUCGAUAGCUACUACAGGCGAGGGGAGUGAAGCUUGAUUUUUUUUUUAGCUUUUUUCGGAGAACGGGCGGGAGUUAUGAGGCACUGGAUAGUUAUAAGUGCAGUGCUAGCCACGGGCUGGUGUUGUGGGUUUCCCGGGGCUCCCUCCCAUUCCUCGGUCACCUUCUCUGACAACAGCCUCGAGACCAACACCAUCGCCUCGUACUCGUGUGACCGAGGCUUCGAACUCUUGGGUCCCGCGAGGAAGAUCUGCGGCGAAAAUGGCACUUGGACACCUCCCGGCAUUCCUUUCUGCGUGCUUAACGUGGCUGCAGGAAAGGCACCUAUGCAGUCAUCGGUGGCAGACGGGGGCAUUCCUCAAAAGGCAGUUGAUGGCUCUACCUCCACUUCAUUCUCCCUGGACACUUGCACUCUUACCAACGCUGAACGUCAGCCCUGGUGGUACGUCAAUCUGCUGGAGCCUUAUAUGGUUCAGCUCGUUCGCCUGGAUUUUGGACAAUCGUGCUGUGGUAACCAGCCUGCAACUAUCGUGGUCAGGGUAGGCAACAACCGACCUGAUCUUGGAAAGAAUCCUAUCUGUAAUCGAUUCAUUGGGGUUCUGGAAGAAGGCCGCCCCCUUUUCCUCCCUUGCAACCCUCCUAUGCCAGGAGCCUUCGUCAGCGUUCACUUCGAAGGGCCUCCAGGAGUUCAGCUGUCCAUAUGUGAAGCCUUCGUCUACACCGAUCAGGCUCUUCCUAUUGAGAGGUGUCCAUCCUUCCGCGACCAGCCUCCGGGCAGCACAGCCACUUACAAUGGCAAGUGUUAUAUCUUCUAUAACCAACAACCUCGGAAUUUCGACGAAGCUCUCGAGUUCUGUCGCAACAGAGGAGGUUCUCUGGUUGACGAGACCAAUCCAGCUCUUCAAGGAUUUCUCAGCUGGGAGCUCUGGAGGAGACACAGGGGUGAUACCAACGGCCAAUAUUGGAUGGGUGCAGUAAGAGAUCCAGAUGAUGUAAACAACUGGAAAUGGAUAGAUGGCCGUGACGUCACUGUUUCGUUUUGGAAUUUACCAGGAGGCAACGAAAACUGUGCUAGAUUUGAUGGCACCAAAGGAUGGCUCUGGUCUGAUACCAACUGCGAUUUCAAAAUCAACUUUAUUUGUCAACACCGUCCUCAAACAUGUGGAAAACCAGAACAGCCUCCAAACUCAACCAUGGUCGCACCUAAUUACAACGUCGGAACCGAUGUUGAAUAUCGCUGUGACUCAGGACACAUACUGGUUGGACCUGCCCAAAGGACUUGUCUCAAUUCUGGGUUUUUCAAUGAGUUCCCUCCAACAUGCAGAUAUCUAGAAUGUGGUUUACCAGCGCCCAUCAGGAAUGGUCAGUAUACUUUAGUGAACGAGACACUUCACUAUCUCAGCAUGGUUAGAUACGAGUGUGAGCCUGGUCACACCAUUAUUGGGAGAUCCGAACUCAUCUGCGAUAUUGACGAGCGAUGGAACGGCCCACCACCACGGUGUGAGCCCAUCAAGUGCGACGCCCCUCAGCCAAUUCUUCACGGUUCCAUCCUUCACGGUUCCUCCUCAUCUGUCUCUUCGGACGAGGUGGUCCUAGGCGACACCAUCACCUUUGAAUGCGACGAAGGCUAUGUCCUCGUCGGGGCUAAGUCCGUUGUGUGUACGCCCUCGGGCACGUACGAUGAUGAGUUCCCUACCUGCGAAGACAAUGAGGCAGUGAAGCCUCCUUUGCCAGAGACUAGGCCUAACAAACCAGGAAGGCCUAACAGACCAAGACCUCCGUAUAUAGCUGACGAAGGGGACAACUCCGUCGAGAGCAACAAACCUGUCACGGUGACCAUUCUCCCGUCACUCGAGGCCGGAGACAACAACAACAUCAACAACAUAAACAGUGACAGAGGCCAGACAGUAGACGGCCCCGGGUACAACCUGAAGGAGGAGGGAGGAGGAGGAAAAUCAACAGAGAAACUCCAUCUUGGAGGUAUCAUCGCCCUCGGCGUUUUUGGCGGUUUCGUUUUCCUAGCUGCGGUCGUCACAACUAUCGUCAUUUUAGUAAGGAGGACUCAGCAUGGACCUAACAGCAAGAAGUACGUGAGGCGCAACGAUGACGGCACAGCUUCCUCCUACGACUCUUCUUCCUCUGAUGGCCACGGGCUCAACAAGUACUACAAAAGGGCUUGGGAAAACCUCCGGGAGGGCGGCGGAGACCUAGAGAAGAGCGCACAUCCCCGCCUCUCGCGGACUGAGACGCUCGAUCAGCCAGACUUCCGAUCAACGCGCUCCAUGGGCCACGAGGGACUUCGGGAUGGCUCCGAGAUGACCGUCAAUGACGUUGCUGCCAUGUACACCAGGCCUGAGAAGCGACGCCACCACCACCACCACCACGCCCACCGCCAUAAGGGGGCGCGCGAUGCCGAAAGGGACCAUCGCGAUCACCAUGACAGACACGACCGCGGUGAUCGACAUGAACGCCAUGAUCGUGACUGGCGCGACCGUGACCGUAGGAAGUAUUAGAAUGGAAGGACUCGAACAGAACAGAACCAAAGCUUCAUUGCAGGAGAAAGAGGGAGAAGCUCAGUUGGUGCAUUUCCAGUCAGGGAACAGGAGGAUCUUUCAGCAUUUUUUCAGAGAUCCGCCUUUUCUUUAAGCGACGAAGUGGAGUACUUCAUUUCUUAUUUAUUGCAAUCAUACAUAUCACAAGUGCAAUCAAUACUAGAGUCAAUUAGCAUUACUGUAACCGACUUUAGUGAUUCACUACUUGAUACCAAUGUCACAACAAAUAUUUGUUUCAUCAUUCAUGAUUUAAUGACUCCACUUCCUACUCUGGAAUUUUGCUUCUAAGAAUUUUCAAAAGCAAUUUUUGAAACCACUGAACUUUUCCCUCUUGAGAAUUCUCUGGCCUAGCUUACAGUUAGUCUCCAGUAUGAUCGAUUUCGUGUACUAUAGCCAGCAAUAUUAAUUCACUCAAUAUUUCUACAAACUUUCUACUAUACGUGUCAGUUAUGCAAGACAUUGCAAUAUAGUGGAAAACACUUUUGUAUAGUACAUUUUUCCUGGGCACUAACUGUUGUUUAUAUCUACUACAUUUUUGUGUGGGAAACUUUAUGCUAUUCAGUUACAUAAUAAAUAUGGAUGAGGGAGUUCGUCUAAGACGUCCUAUUUUUCCUUUAGUUUCGAGGGAUCUCCAGCGAGAUUCCGACAUCAAAUGGUCGAAGAGUCACUCUGAUGAAAGAACUUGACCUUUGAAGCUAGUCAGUGGAUCUUCGUUAAUCUUUUAUUCGUGAUUCGCUGAAGAAAUAAAGUGUUAUUUUUCUAAGUUGUUAUUACCCGGUGCUGUUCUAUCUGCAGUUAUUUUUAUUAGUACAAUAAUAUUUUCUAGAUAUAUGAUCGUAUAUCCAAUUUUGAUUAACAUAACUCCAAAAUUUUCCCCAACUGUCUGAGGUAGAGCCUUGUUCUGUGACGAAGUUGACCUUAUCCCGGCACAGACUCUCGCUCCUUACUUUCUCAUGCGGCAUUUUGACCAAUCUGAUUUCCACCCCAUCAGCUUUAUCUAAAUUUGAUCUUGAAGUUUUACUAAAAUCGCUGGUUUCAAUUAACCUCCAGGCUCACAAAACAGGCUCUCCUUCUGAAAUUGUCUGUAAAAUGAACAGCAGUAUUGUCCAACAUAAGCAUGCAGUGUAUCUGUCAUGCAUCCAACUUCACCUAUUAGUAUCUUGAGGCAUUACUGGAUAAGGGAUCGAAAGACAUAUAGGCUAGUUCCCGCUGUUUUGAUAAGUAGAGUUAUAUUGUAAUCUUACCUUGGCAUGGCCGAUUUUGAGAGCCAUCAAAUCGAAAACUAUCUGAGGGUGUACAUCAGCCAAAAGGAUUCUCAUGUUUACAGUUAAAGUCUUAUAAAUACAAGAAUGCCAAUCCUAAACUAUAAGGAUAAAAAAGAUGUAAAAUAACUAGAUAUAAUUAUAUCUGAAAACAAACAAGAUUUUUAAUGCACACGUCACUGUUGCUGGUGGCUCGGUCAUCCUCUCACUAGAAAUCUUUCCUACCUUAAAAAUGUUUGCUUCUUGGAUAUAAUGAUUGUUAGAAGGGUAUGUCAUUCUUUACUGAUUGAUUUGAAGCUGUGAACUACGACCUUUCCCAACUUUUAAACAAAUAUAUAUAUAUAUAUAUAUAUAUAUAUAUAUAUA
Messenger RNA from Macrobrachium nipponense, 4220 nucleotides. Its product is annotated as seizure protein 6 homolog. The record is from RefSeq and is a predicted model, not a curated record. Lineage: Eukaryota; Metazoa; Arthropoda; Malacostraca; Decapoda; Palaemonidae. The transcript has 12 exons. The coding region runs from base 118 to 2553 and encodes 811 amino acids.